Messenger RNA from Necator americanus (New World hookworm), 948 nucleotides. RefSeq lists its product as uncharacterized. Lineage: Eukaryota; Metazoa; Nematoda; Chromadorea; Rhabditida; Ancylostomatidae. The coding region runs from base 1 to 948 and encodes 315 amino acids. The record is from RefSeq and is a predicted model, not a curated record. The transcript is spliced from 10 exons.
AUGUUCUGGUUGGGAGUAACUCUCCUUUUAAGCAGUUUUUUAACGAUUACAUAUUCACAAACAAGCUGUUAUCCGAUUCAAUAUUCACCGUAUUCCGGCUACAAAGAUAAACACGCUAUGAUAUUCUAUGUCGAACAGUUUCAGGAUCUUGCCGAUCAGAUUGCCUGCCAAUUGGAAAGUUUGGAAAUUGAUUAUAGUCGUGAAGUACUCUUAAAACCAAACGAUAUUAAGCUUUAUGAAGUCUGUAACAAUAGCGAUUUUCUUAAUCAUACCAGCACGUUGCACAUUACCGUAACCAUUACAAUGGCCUUGAAAAUCGAAGAGAUGUGCCGAAAUGAUGUGGUCUUGUUGCAUAUGAAGCAAAUAGAUAAGAAAUGGUUGGGUCAUGUCAUAACCCCUCGAACUGAUAUGAUCAUACCACUCGUAAGUGAAGAUGGAGAACCGAUGUUUGAUUCGCUUAUGAUUCUAAUGGAGACUGUAGCAAUGGCCUGGGGACCAUUAUAUUUCACACCAGAUAAAUCCAAGUACAAAUCAUUGAAACUAAUCGAAAAGGCAGUUAAGAGUAAACUAGUUCUUGUGCCAUCAUUAGCUGUUUGCAUGGUGUUUUUGGUUGGUGUUGUUGGAGUAAUAAGCUUUUUUGCAAAGAGGAAGAAACAAAAGGCGGAAGAGAAAAGUUUGCAAAAACGAAAAUCUUUUCUACUAGCUGAAUGGGGUGAUGAAAAUUUUCAGGGAACUCCUAUGUGGAAUAUUGAAGGAGAACCUUUAUUGGCACCGAUUGAUAUUAAACUGAGUAGAGUGUUUACCUGGACCAAUAGGAUGAAGAGUUAUUACAUCAAAAAAAUCACUGAACAUGAGGCACGUGAGGCAUAUUGCAACCGACAGAAAUAUAAGUCAUCAUGGAUACUAUCCUGCAAAUUUCCGCGUCAUACUCGACGCAUGACCAGCUAG